Molecule: messenger RNA, 2789 nt
Organism: Clarias gariepinus (North African catfish)
Lineage: Eukaryota; Metazoa; Chordata; Actinopteri; Siluriformes; Clariidae
Gene: mylk2
Product: myosin light chain kinase 2
Exons: 16
Coding region: 119-2740 (873 amino acids)
Biological process (GO): positive regulation of apoptotic process; intracellular signal transduction; protein phosphorylation
Cellular component (GO): cytoplasm; nucleus
Molecular function (GO): protein serine/threonine kinase activity; ATP binding
Source: RefSeq, a predicted model, not a curated record
CCUCUGAGUUCAUGCUCCCUUCCUGAAGACGUGAUAUUAGACUGGACAUCUCUGUAGAGCUGACUCGUGCAGCUUGUCGCCUGCUCCUGCUGCCCACACGGUUUGAUGCUUAGUGAGCAUGCGGUCUGUAAAGUGGCCACCUUCUCCUGCCUGUGACUCAGCCACUGUGGAGGUCAAGAUGGAUGACCUGCACCGUAAACUAGACCAGCUUUUAGCACGCGGCUCUGUGGGAAGCUGUCCAAUGUGUGGGAUGUGUACACAACAUAGCAGACAACAAGAGGCUACAGUCAGCCAGCUUUCAGCUCAGGCCAAACUUCUUGAGAACUUGGAGAGGAAAGUCGUGGACCUGAGGACUGCACUGGAGGAACUGGCGCAAGGUUUAGAAGACAGGCCUUGGGACAAAAUGUCUGUACCUUUAGUGGCUUUCCAAAGAAGAAAAUCGUUGCCUGUGCGGACAUCAGUGGAUGAAGUCUAUGUGCAGUUGGAUAAACUCAGAGAUCAAAAAUUAAUCCCGCAUACUAUUAAUGCACCCUGUGGGAAAGGUCAUGAAGACAUUCUGAUUGAAGAUACAGAAGAUGAGGGGCAAAAAGGAAAUGGGUCACCACUAACUUCAGAAAGCAAAGCUUUGCUUCAUUCUCAAUCAAACAAAGAAGUUAACAAAGAUUUGUCAAAAGUGGCUCCAUGCUCGGUAAAAUCACAGCAUGGGAAUAAAACGCCAAAUACUGCCAAGGUGAGCCAACUGGCAUCUCCAUUAAGCCAAAAUAGUUCCAAGACAACAGUCGGGGUUUGUCCAACACCUACAGCAACGUCAAAGACGGAUACACCUUUACCAAAGUUGAUCCCGCCGUCACCAAAGGUUGUACCGAUAAUUCCCGGUCCUAAAACCACGACAACAGCAACAUCAAGGGUCACACAAGCUUCCGUUCCCUUUAAAGCAACCGUCUCUUUGUCUACAACAACAACAACCGUACAAACUACAACACUAUCAACUAACCAAAAGCUCCCAGCUUUAUGGGCUGCUCCAGUCACAACUGUUGAUACGUCUAUGUCUAGUAGUUUACAGAGGUUAAAUGUAACUGAGAAUGCUGCACCACCAUUAUCUGGCCAUUGUGUUCAAAAGGCAAGUUUAGGAGUUCCCACUGGAGUGUCAGAAACCAAAGCGAAAUCUCCGCAAUCGGCUGUGUUGGAAAAAGUAGACUUGAAAUUAUCCCAGCCGAACAGCACCAUCACAAAACCCAUAGCGAAAAGAGAUGAAAUGCUACCACCAAAAACUACUGCAUUUCCUUCAGUCAACUCCGUGCCCAAUUCUCCACCAAAACCCACAGCUACUGGGACCUGGGCACCAAGCCAUCAACUUCCAAAGAUUUUGAAUGUUGGUGCUCCUGUAGCAAUUGAUAGACAGGCCUUCAACAAUUGGACAAGCAACAAAAACACUAGCAAUGAAAUUGCCCACAUUAUUUCCCCAACACCAUCAGCAGCAUCUUCCUUCCUCAAACAUGUCUACAGCUGCCCCGACGCCUUACAAAGUCUUCAGGUUCCUGGAAGAAAGAGUGAGUCUGCUACCAUGGUAACACCGCUAUCUGGAAAGCCUGGUAAUAUUUCAGGAGGAGUGACUUAUGCUGGACCACUAAAAACUGGAGGAAUACAAAUCAAGCUUAGUCCAGCACCUGAGACAGCCACAAGUCAGACCAAAAUGCCACCCAAAAUGUGCUUCAAAGUUAUAGAUGAUGUUUCACCACAGCCAGCUCUUUUCCCACAUCGGUUCGUGUCUCUAAAGACGAGUCCACCAUCUGACUUCAGCAUCCACACCAGAGAAGUGCUGGGAGGUGGACGUUUUGGCAAAGUGCACAAAUGCACGGAAAAUAAAACUGGACUGAGACUGGCAGCGAAGAUCAUCAGUACAAGAAGUGCCAAAGAGAGGGAAAUGGUGCUGAAUGAGAUUGAGGUAAUGAACCAGCUGAGUCACUCCAACAUCCUCCAGCUGUUUGAUGCUUUUGAGACCAAAAAUCAAGUCGUGUUGGUUCUGGAGUAUGUGGAGGGAGGCGAGCUGUUUGAGAGGAUCGUGGAUGAGAGCUGUCCCCUGACCGAAGUGGACGCCAUGGUGUUUGUGAAGCAGAUCUGCGAGGGAGUCCAGUACAUGCACCAGAUGUACGUUCUUCACCUCGACCUAAAGCCCGAGAACAUCCUCUGUGUGAACCGGUCGAGUCAUCAGAUCAAGAUCAUCGACUUUGGGCUCGCCAGAAGGUACAAACCACGAGAGAAGCUCCGAGUUUCAUUCGGGACACCUGAGUUCUUGGCGCCAGAGGUUGUCAACUUUGACUUUGUUUCCUUCCCUACAGAUAUGUGGACUCUAGGAGUCGUCACGUACAUGCUGUUAAGCGGACUGUCUCCAUUUCUGGGUGAUGAUGACAGCGAAACUCUAAACAACAUAUUAACAGUUAACUGGUAUUUUGAUGAGGAGACCUUUGAGCACAUUUCUCCCGAGGCCAAAGACUUUAUCUCCAACCUGCUCAUCAAAGAAAGAAGUGGACGUCUUAGUGCUGCUCAGUGUCUUAAGCACCCCUGGCUGAAUAAUAUAUCGGAGAAAGCAAAGCGGAGCAAUAUUAUCCUUAAGUCACAGGUGAUCCUCAAGAAAUACAUGGCCAGGCGGCUAUGGAAGAAAAACUAUAUUGCUAUCGCAGCAGCCAACCGGUUUAAGAAGAUUGGCAGCUCAGGAUCUCUCACAUCACUGGGAGUUUGAAAUGUUACUCAUCACUGACUUGUAAUAAAUGUAGUGUUAUGUUAUUAUG